Molecule: messenger RNA, 966 nt
Organism: Emys orbicularis (European pond turtle)
Lineage: Eukaryota; Metazoa; Chordata; Testudines; Emydidae
Gene: EMC3
Product: ER membrane protein complex subunit 3
Exons: 9
Coding region: 58-843 (261 amino acids)
Biological process (GO): protein folding in endoplasmic reticulum
Cellular component (GO): EMC complex; membrane
Source: RefSeq, a predicted model, not a curated record
GGACUGCGUUCAAUCAAUCCCGGAAACGGAUUCAAGGCGAAGGAAUCUACUCUAAAGAUGAGCGAACCAGAGCUACUGCUGGACUCCAAUAUCCGGUUAUGGGUAGUUCUUCCAAUUGUUUUCAUAACAUUCUUUGUUGGGAUGAUUCGUCACUACGUGUCCAUCUUGCUCCAAAGUGACAAAAAGCUCACUAGGGAACAAGUGUCUGACAGCCAAGUCCUAAUUCGAAGCAGAGUCCUCAGAGAAAAUGGAAAAUACAUUCCAAAACAGUCUUUCCUGACACGGAAGUAUUUCUUCAAUAACCCAGAGGAUGGAUUUUUUAAAAAAACAAAAAGGAAGGUAGUGCCCCCUUCUCCAAUGACAGAUCCUACUAUGCUGACAGAUAUGAUGAAAGGGAAUGUAACCAAUGUUCUACCCAUGAUCCUCAUUGGCGGUUGGAUCAACAUGACGUUCUCGGGAUUUGUAACAACAAAGGUACCAUUUCCCCUGACGCUGCGCUUUAAACCAAUGCUGCAGCAGGGAAUUGAGCUGCUCACUUUGGAUGCAUCCUGGGUGAGUUCUGCUUCAUGGUACUUCCUGAAUGUGUUUGGACUUAGAAGCAUUUACACGCUCAUCCUGGGUCAAGAUAAUGCUGCAGACCAAUCUAGGGUGAUGCAGGAACAGAUGACAGGAGCAGCAAUGGCUAUGCCCGCAGAUACUAACAAAGCCUUUAAGACGGAAUGGGAAGCUUUGGAAUUGACUGAUCAUCAGUGGGCAUUAGAGGAUGUGGAAGAAGAGCUCAUGGCAAAAGAUCUACACUUUGAAGGCAUGUUUAAGGAAGAGUUACAGACGUCUAUCUUCUGAAAGCAGAGCUGAGUUUGAACAUAUGCUUUGCAUUUUCAUGCAAAAGGCGUUUUUAAAAAAAAAUUGGUUACUUACUAAAAUACACUGUACUUUUUGAUGCUCAGAAUAAAAGAGACCAUGUUC